This is a messenger RNA of Paramecium sonneborni, 1363 nucleotides long. The record is from the annotation of a GenBank genome assembly. NCBI's taxonomy places the organism in Eukaryota, Ciliophora, Oligohymenophorea, Peniculida, Parameciidae.
AUGAGUGAAGAGUAAAUUGAAUAAGCAAAUGAUGAAAAUUAAGAAUAAGAAAAUAAUUAAGAGCCUUUACAAGAAUAAAAUGAAGAAUAAAUGAAUGAUCCUGAAUAAGUAGAAUAACCUUAAGAAGAGGAACCUGAAAAGCCUCCUGAAGAAGAUGAGGAAACUAGACGGUUACGAUUAGAAAGAGAAGAAUAAGAAAGAAAAGAAAGGGAGGAAAGAGAAGAGUAAGAAAGAAAAGAAAGAGAAGAAAAAGCAGAAUAAGAAAGGAUUGCUAGAGAAGAAUAUGAAGCUAAAUUAAAAGAAGACACUGCUAAAUUUAAUGAAUUAGUUUUAUAAGGAAUUUCAGGAUUAAGUAAAACUUAAACUGUUUAUGCAUAUGUUAAAUUAACACUUGCAGAAAAAGACAUAGAUAGGAUAUUUUAAAUUAAUCAUUUGAAUCUAAGAUAUAUCGAUAUCUCAUAAAAUAGAAUUGUAGAUAUUACGAAUCUCUUACCAUUAAAGUAUAUAUUAUUUUAAAUCUUUUUAGAUAUUUGGUUUCAUUAAAUGCUUCCAAAAAUGAAAUUAAUACUCUUUCAUAUUUUUAAGAUCCUGAAGCAUUUCCCUAUUUACAAUAUUUAAAUCUCUCAACAAACAAGAUUAAAUCACUUGUUACUGUUUAAUUGAAAAGGUUGAGAAGAUUAAAUUUAAUAGAAAAUGAAAUUACUACAGCAACUGAAUUUGAAGGACAUUUAAAUCUUGAAAUAUUAGAAUUAGGUAAAAAUAAACUGAAAACUACUGAUGGAUUAGCAAAUAUGCCAUUAUUAAAAGUAGAUUUAUUAUUUAUUUAUUAUUAUAGGAACUAUAUUUAUAGGGGAAUGAACUCAAAGAUUUUAGAUCAUUAAAUAAUCUACCUUUGCUAUUAAAAUUAAAUGUAAGAGCAAAUAAGAUUACUAAAAUAAAAACUCCUGUUAUUUAGUUUCCAUAAUUAUAUUAUCUUAAUCUAAGAGAAAAUUAAUUGUCUAAAUUUGAUGAUUUUAAAAAAAUAGCUAAAAUUAGAACUAUAACAACAAUAAAUUUAUUGGCUAAUCCUAUAGUAGAUGAAAUGGGAGCUGAUAAUUUUAAAUAAGAAAUUUUAAUGUUUUAUUUCCAUCUUGUAAGAAUUAAUAAAGUAGAUAUAACUAAAGAAGAUUAUGAUGAAGCUGCUAGAGUAUUAUAGGAAAGAAGAGAUGAAGAAGAAAGAAAAAGAAUAGAAGAAGAGUAAGCAAGAGAAGAAGCUAGAUUAGCAGAAGAAGCAAGAUUAGCUGAAGAAGCAAAAUUAGCUGAAGAAGCUCGUUAAGCAGAAGGAGUAAAGGAAGGAGAAUAAGCCAAUGAAGUUGCUGAAUGA